AAGAAUUUCUCCACUUGUCUGUGGAGAUGCUUGUUAACAAUUUUCGGGCCCCACCCUACACAUAGACGCACAGGAUCUCGCGUGACUCGGAGGUCUGCACUUCAGCAAAUCUUUUCUCCUGGUUGGUCGGUGGUCCGGGAAGUUGGUCCCGAGUUCGCUGUUGACGCCUAACGCACGCUGAGACUUCCGGCGUGGGAGCCGAGUACCGAGUCCUGCGUGAGUCAGAGGCGAGGGGAAGAGCGUGGCGCACAGGUUCUGCCCCGGGGCGGUCCUGGCAGGGGCGGGCCAGGGGGCGGUGAGGCGGCGCCUGUGAGCAAGCGAGGCGGAGGCGCGGGAGCCGGCUGCGCCCGGGCUAAAGCCGGGCUCCUCGGCCGGGAUUUGGGGCCUCGGGGCUCCCGGCUCUUGUGGACGCCGGCCCUCCUUGCACGGGGCCCGGGGCGCCUUCCUUGGAGGGCGCAGCUGGUUUUGGGGCCUGAAGAUGGCGUCGGGUCCGGGCUUCCAGGACCGGGAAGGGCUCCUGAUAGUGAAACUGGAGGAGGACUGCGUCUGGGGCCAGGAGCUGCCCCCGCCAGACCCAGGGCCCAGCCCGGAGGCCUCCCACCUACGCUUCAGACGGUUCCGCUUCCAAGAGGCCGCUGGGCCCCGGGAAGCCCUCAGCCGGCUCCAGGAGCUUUGCCAUGGGUGGCUGCGGCCUGAGAUGCGUACCAAGGAGCAGAUCCUGGAGCUGUUGGUGCUGGAGCAGUUCCUGAUCAUCCUGCCCCAGGAGAUCCAGAGCAGGGUGCAGGAGCUGCAUCCGGAGAGCGGCGAGGAAGCAGUGACUCUGGUGGAGGAUAUGCAGAAAGAGCUUGGGAGACUGAGGCAACAGGUGACAAACCAUGGGCGGGGAACAGAAGUGCUUUUGGAGGAGCCUUUGCCUCUGGAAACAGCACGAGAGUCACCGAGCUUCAAGCUGGAGCCAAUGGAGACUGAGCGAAGCCCUGGCCGCAGGCUGCAGGAGCUGCUAGGCCCCAGCCCCCAAAGGGACCCCCAGACUGUAAAGGAGAGGGCAUUAUCUACUCCCUGGCUUUCUCUCUUUCCUCCCGAAGGAAACAUGGAAGACAAGGAGCUGACUGGGUCCCAGUUGCCUGAGAGCUUAGAGGACGUGGCUAUGUACAUCUCCCAGGAGGAGUGGGGGCAUCAACAUCCUAGUAAGAGGGCCCUCUCCCGGGACACGGUGCAGGAGAGUUAUGAGAAUGUGGACUCACUGGAGUCUCAGGUUCCCAGUCAGGAGGCCCUGAGCACCCAGGUGGGACAAGAAGGAAAGCCCUGGGAUCCCAGUGUCCAGACUUGCAAGGAGGACCUGAGCCCCAGGAGCCCAGCUCCAGGGGAAGAGAAAUUUGAGAACCUGGAAGAAAGUGCUCAGUCUGUUUCCCCUGGGGGCAUCCACCCUCAGUCACUGCUGCCUGGCCAGGCCAGGGGGGAGGUGCCCUGGAGUCCUGAGCAGGGAAGGCCUCAGGACAGGGCAGAAGAGCAUUGGGAGCCUCCCCCAGAGGAUCGGAUGGAGCAGUCCUUAGUGGGGGCCGCAAGUUGCAGAGAACUGGGGCGACCAAAGGUACUGCAGCCAAAGAAACUCCAUUUAUGUCCCUUGUGUGGCAAAAAUUUCUCUAACAACUCGAACCUGAUUAGGCACCAGAGAAUACAUGCAGCAGAAAGACUGUGUAUGGGUGUGGAGUGCGCUGAAAUCUUUGGUGGGAAUCCACACUUUUUAUCAUUACACAGAGCACACUUGGGAGAGGAGGCCCAUAAGUGCCUCGAAUGUGGAAAAAGCUUCAGUCAGAAUACCCAUCUGACUCGCCAUCAGCGUACCCACACAGGCGAGAAGCCCUACCAAUGUAAUGUGUGUGGGAAGAGCUUCUCAUGCAACUCCAACCUCCACAGGCACCAGAGAACGCACACAGGUGAAAAGCCCUACAAGUGCCCUGAGUGCGGGGAGAUCUUCGCUCACAGUUCCAACCUCCUUAGGCACCAGAGAAUUCACACAGGAGAGAGACCUUAUAAGUGUGCUGAGUGUGGGAAAAGUUUCUCUCGCAGUUCUCACCUUGUCAUUCACGAAAGAACUCAUGAGAAAGAGAGGCUGUACCCCUUCUCUGAGUGUGGGGAAGCAGUGAGUGACAGUACCCUCUUUCUUACAAAUGAUGGGACCCACAAGGUAGAGAAGAAACUCUUUCAGUGUUUGACUUGUGGGAAAAGCUUCCGGCAGGGCAUGCACCUCACCAGACACCAGAGGACACACACAGGAGAGAAACCAUAUAAAUGUACCCUCUGCGGGGAAAACUUCUCUCAUAGAUCCAACUUAAUCAGGCACCAGAGAAUUCACACGGGAGAGAAACCUUAUACCUGUCAUGAAUGUGGAGACAGUUUCUCUCACAGCUCCAAUCGGAUUCGUCAUCUGAGAACCCAUACAGGAGAGAGACCCUACAAAUGUUCUGAAUGUGGAGAAAGCUUUUCUCGGAGUUCACGCCUUAUGAGUCAUCAGAGAACUCACACUGGAUAGGAACAAUGGGAUUUCUCUUGGGCCCAGAUGAGGUGGCAUAUUCAGGGGGGCCUGUUGUUGAGACCUGGUGUUCCUUACCCAGCAUGAUCUGCAUCGUUAAGGUAAUUGCUCUAAAGGGGAACCAGGAGAGGGUCUUUGUGAGAGAGGUGUGGGGGCAGCAAAGGAUUAGCAUAAAACUGAAAAGAAAUUCUGUUGGAACUAGUGAGGAGGCAGGUCUUUGAGGUGACCUGCUCAGGGUGGAAUCCCCUCUGAAGUUCUUCCGGUCCCAGGGAGGAACUACCCUUUUAGCAUAUUUAGCCAACUUGUGACUUGGAUCCCUCGCUGUGUCCAGUGUCUGUCCCAACAGCAUUGGGUAUCCACGGACUUUGUUCCUGUUUCCUCACUUGGGACAUUCAGCAGGAGCUUUUCAGCUCCUGAGGCCCUUGAGACCAAAGAAGAGGGGCCAGGUGUCCUGGGAAGCCCUCUGGAGGCACUGAAAGAAGGGUGGUGAGUUGUAGGUCUCCCGAAGUCCUGGCUGGGAAGCCACAACUACCACAGCACCCUCAAUGGCCUGACAGUAGGGCUCAUUGGAGGGUUUUGCAUGUUAUUUGUCACCUCAGACAAAAAGGAACCAGAGACCUAAGGGAAACAGUAAGAUGGAAUUCGCAGGUCAGCCCAGGAAUUGGCAGAGGAAACUGGAGUCUGAAUUUGUUUUGCAGAGAUUGAGUCUUUAGAAGGUUCUGUGAAAAAUGGGUUCCCUGGGAGACUUUGAAAACGUGGAUCCUGGGGAAGUUAGGAAUCAUGCCUUUCCCUGUUGAAAAUACAUUUGGAUGGUAAUAAAUAUCUUCAGGAAACAUGAAUGUGUGUGACUCAUCAUUGAGGGCCUUUGACUUGGCCUCCAGUGUUGAUCUGUCUUCUGUCUGCUUUUGUUAGAGGACCUGCUUUCCCUUUGUGGUCUUACUUGGUUGCUAAGGAAGGUUCUAACAAAGGUGGCAACAGACUGGCUGAGGUAGGGAGAGUGUGACCCUCGCCAGCUCCAGGCUGAGACUGCUAUGUGGUAACAAAGGGUGAAGCCCAGUGGCUGCUUGGGGUGAUGUCAUAAUGGUGUGCUAAAGGUUGGCCUUUUUUUUCCCUUCUGUGGUGUACAAAGUGAACAUGUCUUUUGAUUGUUUGUUUAGAAUGUUUACUUUCUUGCAAAGUAGAUAAAGGAAGAUCUGGCUCUUCAAAGACAAGUUAUUUUGGUCUAGCAAAUGGUUCCCAGGAAAAGAUGGUCCUGAUAGAACUGAUUGCCCAUUAGUGGAGGGAGAUAUAGGAGAGGGCAAAAUUAUUACGAGAAAGCCUUACAUUUUAGAAUGGGGAAUCAGGAGUAGGAAUUCUAGGGACUUCCCUACUGAUCCAAUGGGUAAGACUCCUCGCUCCCAAUGCAGGGGGCCCAGGUUUGAUCCCUCUUUGGGGAAGUACAUCCUGCAUGCUGCAACUAAAAGCUGGAGCAGCCAAAUAAAUAUUAAAAAAAAAAAAGAAUAGGAAUUCUAGGAGUGUGUUUCUGUGGGAAAGAGAAUACCAGGAUUCCAGGAGUAGGAGAUGCUGAUGCCAGGAAAACAUCUCAGGAUUUGGCCCUGGAGGAACAUAUCUAACUAGCUAUUCUUCAGGAGAAAAAGAUGAAACAUUCCAUUGGCAACAGGUUACUAAAUAUAGCACUCUAAAGUGAGGGAAGUAACCCUGCAUGCUCCCCAUCCUUGCUUAUAUCUGUUUCUCAUUGCUAUCCCUUUCUCUUAUCCACAGGAGGGCAGUGGUGGUGCAGGGC
Hippopotamus amphibius kiboko is the source of this 4316-nucleotide messenger RNA. It is a transcript of the gene ZNF263, whose product is annotated as zinc finger protein 263. Gene Ontology annotation, biological process: regulation of transcription by RNA polymerase II. Lineage: Eukaryota; Metazoa; Chordata; Mammalia; Artiodactyla; Hippopotamidae. The transcript has 7 exons. Bases 479 to 2533 code for a protein of 684 amino acids. The record is from RefSeq and is a predicted model, not a curated record. Gene Ontology annotation, molecular function: DNA-binding transcription factor activity, RNA polymerase II-specific; RNA polymerase II cis-regulatory region sequence-specific DNA binding.